GUAAGCUGUACUUCAGAGAGCUCCCCAACCCUCUCCUCACCUAUGAACUCUACAAAAAAUUUACAGAUGCAAUGUCAGUUAAAGAGGAGCAGGAGCAACUCCGAAACAUCAGGAGUGUCAUAAAAGAACUUCCUGUUUCACACUUGAGAACUCUGGAAUACCUCACCAAACACUUGGCACAUUUAGCUACCCUCAGUCACCAAACCAACAUGCAUUCUCGCAAUCUUGCCCUGGUGUGGGCUCCAAAUCUACUUCGCUCCAAGGAGGUAGAGGUGCCCUCCUGCAAUGGUGAUAUAGCAUUUCUGGAGGUGCGGGUCCAGCAGUCAGUUGUGGAGUUCAUUCUCAAACACACUGAGCAAAUCUUCAACCAGGAUGUUCAGCCAUCCAAGUCGAUAGAAGGCCCUAGCAUGGCCUGUGGGGAGAAGUACGCCACCUUGCCUGCCAGCACGCAGUGUGGCCCCAUGAAGCUCAUGAGUCUCGAAGAGGCGCAGGCUCGCUCUCUUAGUCCCAACCACCCAGCAAUGAGAGAGAGGCAAAGAGAGAACAGCCUUCCAGAUACCAGCACUGCUGCAAUGUAUCAUACAGUAAUAGAUCUGUCGGACAGCAGAAGAAAAUUCUCAGGAAAAUCUAAGAAGUGGAAGUCCAUCUUCAGUCUUGGACGAUCUGUAAUCGACUCUAAAGGGAAACUGAGUCACAAUGGGAGUGUGUUUAUGAGAGGUCAAAAUCCCUCAGAAAAACCUGCUAUAAGGCCAUCCAAAAGCAUGGACUCUCUCUGUUCCUUUCAGGCAGCAGAUGAGGACAAAGCACCAACAGAAGGAAGCAAUGGCAUCUUUAUCCCAGCUCUAAAAUCCCAAACCCUGGGCUCAGAUAUCGACUACAAUCUGAACAAGAAGGAUCAAAAAUGGGACUUAGAUCCUCAUACUGCAUCAGGAGGAUCCCUGAAUGAGAAAAGAGAAGGAGCAUCAAAUGCCUCCUCUUCAUCUCCAUCUUUAUCCCCACUGCAGAAAGCUCUUCCAGAACAGCUGAAAGUUUUCAAAGGUGAUGACCGCAGCGGCUGCCAGCCCACAUCUCCCAAAAACCGUCGGAUGUUGUAUUCUGGAUCUGCCAGUAAUGGAUCUAGACCGUCUUUUCCAGGCAGCCUCUUUCCGCUGGAGUCAUCGCCGCGGCACCAACGAAAGGCCCUCAACAUUUCUGAACCCUUUGCAGUGUCUGUACCUUUGCGUGUGUCUGCAGUUAUUAACUCUAACAGCACCCCCUGCAGGGCACCAGGGAAAGAGCGGGACAGGGGUUUGGGGGGACUCUUUAAGCCCACUAAGGAGGCUGGGCCUCUGGAACCCCAUCGCAGUGAAAGUAUUGGCACUGCUGGAUUGCGAGUACCCAGCAGUGGCGGCAGUGGGAACUUUACGUUCACAGACUGGGAGACUGGACUAGCAGGUCACACCAGCAGUACUGGGUACAGAGAGAACCCGCUCAGUGACAGCAGUGGAGGCAGCGGAUGCAGUAUCUAUAGCAACAGCAGCUCUUUCCCCGUGGAAAAUGAGGAUCAGACUGGGGAAAGAGAUACUACAGACGCGCUCACUCUGGGGACAACAAAGAGCAAGGAUGCAGUAGUGAGAGAGCUGAUAGCCAGUGUGGAGAAUUUUGAACCUCAGGUGUCAUCUGAGACUAAAGAAAUUAAGGAAGAACUGGAAACUACAUCAAUGCAACAAGAUAUGGCAAAAUUGGACAAACUGGAAGUAAUCAAAAAGGUGCCAUCAUCUGGCAUGCAUCAAAAAGGUUCAGUCACUGAGGCUAAAACAAACAUGCCAGAUAAACAGGAAACAGAUAUUCUCCAAGAUGCAGAACCAUGCAGUGAAGAGGAACUAAGAACAGAUCCUGGUAAGAAAGACAACACUUCCAAAAGUAACUUGUCAGAUAAUUCAAGCAUCUAUGCAAAAUUGCAUGUUCACACAUCUCUUCAAUCUGAUACAAAAGAACCAUUUGUAUCAAAGGACAUUUGUGAAAAAGAAAAUAAGGAGGUUAGUGAUGAACCCCAGAAACUUGACUUAGCAGAAAGAAUCAAGGGAAGUUGGGAAAGACUCUCGACUUGUCUGAAUGAACAUCACCACACACUGGAAAGUUUUUAUCAAGAUGAUGUAGACACAUGGGGGAGUCAUUUGGGUGGCUUGGAUCAGGUUGAACCAUGGGAGGACUUAUGUUCUGCCAAGCAGUGGGUAACCAGCCCUCUGCACUCACCAAAACUUGAGGAUCACUUACCUAUGCCAAGAGAGACCAUGCCAUGUCAAGCAAUUCACAGCCAAGUUCUUGACAAUCCAAAAGUGGAUGACUUCCCCAACAGCAAGAAGGCUGAAGCUAAAGAACCAGCUGUGCUUAAUGACAUUACAUCAUCUCAAACAGAGGCUGCUGUGACAGCCGCCUGUGAACUUGGAAACUCUGACUUCCCAAAAGGAAACAAAAAUACAGGCACAGAUGUAGCUUGUUUUGCACAGAUAACAGAGCAUUUUGACAGUGAUAACCUCAAGUGGAUGGGAGACAAAGACAGCAGAAAACUGGAGAUUCCACAGGUUAAGAUAUUGAAGACAUUCACCGAUCCAGAUGAGACUACUGGACUGCAAAACAUGAGCAAAGCAAAACAGAAACGCUCUUCUCCAUCUCAGAGGUUUCAUCGACAAACAUCCAAUGAGUCCUGCAUUGUGGAGAGAAGUCAUGAAAACAUUAAAUCCAAACUCAGGCCAUGCUCCCUUAACCUUGAUUUAGGACACCAAGGCAUCAGAGACAUUUCAAAUAGUCAGUAUCUGAAAAGUGCAAAACAUUCAAAUGCACAGGAAUGGUUGACACCUGAAGCCAAGCAUGGUAGCUCAUCUCUAGAGUUGGAGCUAUUCCUCAGUGGCUCCAAGGCCCCUGUGCGACGCAACUCGGCACCAGUUAGUGUGACAUCAGUUCGUACUGCAUUCAUGAUCAAAACUUGCAAAGCUAAAGCUGUUCCUGUUAUUCCACCAAAAAUUCAGUAUAGCCACAUACCUCAUGCUCUACCUGAGGGGAGCACUGAUCAAGUCAAUAAAAGUACAUCUGAAAAGAAACCUACUAAGAGCAAGUUGGGAAACGCAGGUUCUGCACUUCCCCUCCAGACAGUUCACAGGGAGGAUGUGCCAAGCAGUGAACCACCAUCAGCGGUCCAAAGACAGAUUCCUAUGAGCAAUGCAACAUGCAAUGAGAAUUACAAACCAACCUCCAUUCCAGACCUUCCAGUGUUGAGAAGGAAGCGAUCUGCAAAUGGGGACACAUUUAUGGAUCGUCCUAGACCUGAGCGCUCAUCGCUUCUUCAGAGAUCGUCCUUCAGAAAUCGUCCAAGACCUCAAAGUCUCAUCCUGUUCAGCCCUCCAUUUCCAAUCAUGGACUACCCUCCAGUAGGGGAUGAUGGUAAACUAGUCCUAUCUCCUAUUAAAACCGAAGCAUCACCAUUUGACGUCUAUUCAAAUGAACUAGCGGAAAACCUCAAAACUACUGAGGGGGUAACCUUGCGUAAUAAAAUGACUUUGCCAAAGAGUGGACAAAGGCUUGAGACCUCAACCAGUUGCUUUUACCAGCCACAAAGGAGGUCAAUGAUUUUCGACAACAGAAGUAACAGGCAAAUUGAAUGAGAUAAGACUGAUCCAUUACUGGCCAUCAUGCAAUAACUAGCAAACCUCUUGCUUAUUAAUUGUUACCGAGUGUCAGUAUACCUAGAAACACACAAUGAUGCUUGGAAAUCAAGGUGCCGUUAAUCCUGAUAAUACAGAUUUGUAAGUAUUAAGCUUUGUGUAAAAUGCUGCUGAUAAGGAUAAUGUCUAUGUUUAAAGUGACUUCAUUCCCUUCAUGUGGAACUCAAGGUCUUAGUGUCUGUUAUUACUUUAUCAUGAUCGGAAAUAUUUUGUUUACAAUUGGAGUCAUUUAUAAAUUAUAUACAAAUCCGCAUGAUAAGAAAAAAAAAAAAAGCAGUUAAAAAAAAAAAAAAACAUUUUUUAUUUAUUCCAUAUUGUCUUGUUUUGUCAUUGUCAUACAAAUCUGUACUUCUGUAAGUCCAUAAAGAGUAAAAAUCAAUUUGUACAAAUGUUUAGAGUAAAUGUCCUGUGGUUUGAAGAUAGUUUAAAGGUCAAUGUUCUUGAAUAAUUCAAAUAUUGUUUCAAGCUGUGUUCUCUCUUUUGUAGAUACAUUUUUAUAUAUUUUCAAAUCUCCUGAUUACUUGGUUAACAGAAAUGUAUGAAAAAAAGAUACUGAGGUUUCAAAAAAUAAGAAUAUAAAAAAACGUCCAUGUUUUAUAUAAACCGUAAAGCAGAGAAGUUUUGACAAUGUAUUCUGAAGAAAGGCAGAGACAAGGAUGAAAGAUCAUGAUGAUGACGUUGUCAGUUGUGUAAUCGGACAACACUAACCUUGUAAAAUGCUCUUUUUGUAUUCAAUAAAAUUGGAUUUAUUGUAUGUAUACUAUUCUAAACAAAAUAAUAAAAGUAUUUCACAUGUAAUGUGCACAC
Messenger RNA from Sinocyclocheilus rhinocerous, 4508 nucleotides. RefSeq names its product rho GTPase-activating protein 31-like. Gene Ontology annotation, molecular function: GTPase activator activity. The record is from RefSeq and is a predicted model, not a curated record. The transcript is spliced from 11 exons. Gene Ontology annotation, biological process: small GTPase-mediated signal transduction. Bases 72 to 3641 code for a protein of 1189 amino acids. Gene Ontology annotation, cellular component: lamellipodium. Lineage: Eukaryota; Metazoa; Chordata; Actinopteri; Cypriniformes; Cyprinidae.